CAUUAUAAUUCGAACGCGGCAAUGGUUAAAUCAAUUGACAAACUUUGAUUUUAAAGUCUUUUAACUUAAAUGUUUGCCUGCGUUCAAAAAUACAUUAUCAUAAUGACUAAAUUACCAGGCAAAUACUAAAAAAAUAAUUUUUUAAUAAACACCGAAUUAUGGCCGAAACUCGACGUUGAUUUUACAAGGUAACGAGCCGCAUCGCCUCCCCCUUCCGCUCCGCUCCGGCCCUGUUAGCCGGUCGUUUCAAUUAGCAAACCCAUAAAAAUAACCAGCCAAAAGAAUCCCAAAGCCAGCAAUCCGGUUUCCCCCUCGGCAAUUGGCGAUCGUCAGGUGGAGGCAGAGCUUUAAGCUUCGUGAGACGUCACACCUGGGAAGCGUCAAAGCCAAGAAUUUUUCGGAAUGCACAUCCGACUUGGCGACGUCAUAGAACAGGUGCGAACUCACCUGCAGUCCCCCGUCCAUCGUUUCUCCCCCUCUGCCUUCUGACGAUCCAAGCCGCGGAGUGAAUCACUGGACGAGAAAUGCCUAAAAGUGAAAAUUCCCAAAGCUCAGCUCCAAUCGAUGAGCGACUCAUCGGAGCAAUUAACCAGCGGCAAGCCGAAAUUACCACACUUGAGUGGUGCCCAUCGUGGUUCCAGUGGGUUUUUCUGCCUUUCUUGUGUCGGUUCCACUUGCUGCCCACUAGGAAAUUAUGCACACGCACCAAAAAGUGCACGAUCUGCAGCGAAAGGCCGCCAGAACCGAAGACUCUCUCCGCAGAAACCAGUUGGGAUCUCUUCUUGCGGAGUCUUAUCUGCGUUGGACCUCGCCAAGAUUUUCUCCUGGCUCGUGAGUAUGAGCCAUAAGUGAAACCAGUUUCUCAAUCCGCAAACAACGGAGUGCGAAGUGGGUGUUGCAGUCCGAGAUCUGUUUAUUUUUGCGCUGAUUAUAGAAGAAAUACGAGUGCCCAAGCUAUCUUUUCGUUUAUACGAAAUCUGAGGGGCAUGGAGUUUGCAUUUCUGGGGCUGCACCUCGAGAAUUUUCGCAACCCACAUAGAAUUUGAUUGCCCUUUGUCCGCCAAUUAGCUGUACUGUCGGCGCAAUUGACUCGCUUGUAAUUAAGAAAAACAAAAACCGAAAAAACGGCAAACAAAUGUUUAUGGCAUGACGGGGGAAGGGAGUCUCCGCAGUUGCCACAGCAACACCACCAGAAAUAAAAACAACUGCGGUACGAGGCACUCACGCACAAGCGUUAAACCGACGGACCGCAAGCUCUGCGAGAGAGAGAAGCAGCAAAUCACGGCCAGGUUGGGCGACUCACCAGCCUCGCUCGGUUAGUUAAGCGCGGUUUGUCAGCCGGUCGAGUCGAUCUGCUGUUCGGGCGGUACGUGAAUCCCAGCCAUGUCCAAGUACUCGAAGCUGGCCCGCGGGCUCUGCGACCUGCUGAUCUGGGUGGCCCUCAGCGUGGCCAGCGUGCUUCUCCACAAGCUAGUGCGUCCCUUCCGACGCGGCUUCUUUUGCGGCGACGAGUCCCUGAGCUAUCCGUACCGCGACAGUACCAUUGGCCACGAACUGAUCAUCGCCAUCGCCCUGGGCGUGCCCACCGCCGUGAUCGCGGUGGUUGAGCUCUUCAAGCAACUUCCCGCCGGACCGCUGCGGGAGUCGGGCGGAAAGAAGGACUCCGGCUGCCGGAUUGCCCACCGACUGGGCCACCUAUACAGGCAGGCCAUCUUCUACCUCUACGGCCUGGCUAUGGUCACGUUCACCAUGAUGCUCUCGAAGCUUUGUAUCGGUCGUCUGCGUCCACACUUCUUUGCCGUUUGCCAGCCCAUGUUGCCGGAUGGGAGCAGCUGCCAGGACGCACAGAACUUGGGUCGCUAUAUCGACAGCUUUACGUGCAGCAACGCCAACAUGACCGACUUCCAGUUCAAGCAGCUCAACCAGUCCUUCCCCAGCGGACAUGCCAGCAUGGCCAUGUAUGCGAUGCUCUACCUGGCCAUCUACCUGCAGGCAGCGCUCAGCACGCGAGUUUCCAAGCUGCUGAAGCACCUGCUGCAGUUCCUUUUCGUGAUGUUCGGCUGGUACGUCUCGCUGACUAGGAUAACCGACUACUUCCACCACUGGAGCGAUGUCCUGGCGGGGGCGGUAUUGGGCGCGCUGUUCGCCUGGUUGACCAGUGCCUACAUAGCCGACCUGUUCGCCGGCAGGCGCUGGCCCAAAACUGGCUACUCGGCCAACACGUUGCGCAAGCCGCAGGUGUCCCCCAAGAGCUCCACCAAGUCCCAGGCGGGAGCAUCUACUGCAGGAGUAGGUCAACCGCCCGCCCUGCCCGCCUACACCUUCGGAACGCUACCCUACCUGGCUCACCCGGCACAGGCGCAGGCGCAGUACGCCCAAACCUAUCACAACUACGGCUACGUGCCCUGAGGUCUCUUCCGGACUUCACUAGCAAAACCUAGCUUAGAUAUCCCACAAACACACAAAAACCCUCACACUCAACUCACAAACAAAGACCUGUCCGGGAUUCCUGUUUGGUUGUCUGUAUUCUAGCAAAUAAAUAUUCAAGUACGAUCGGA
Drosophila eugracilis is the source of this 2558-nucleotide messenger RNA. RefSeq names its product putative phosphatidate phosphatase. The record is from RefSeq and is a predicted model, not a curated record. Gene Ontology annotation, biological process: signal transduction; phospholipid metabolic process; phospholipid dephosphorylation. Bases 1384 to 2409 code for a protein of 341 amino acids. The transcript has a single exon. Gene Ontology annotation, molecular function: phosphatidate phosphatase activity. NCBI's taxonomy places the organism in Eukaryota, Metazoa, Arthropoda, Insecta, Diptera, Drosophilidae.